GCAAGAUCUGGAACCCUGAAUCUUGUACAUAAUCCAUGAACGGACGUAAGAAGUGAGGCAGCGGGACUAUCACUGACAUGAGCUGAUUUAUUUUGGAUUGUUUGAAAUAGCAUGUCGCCUUCUCACUUGCUUUGUUCCAUUGGAGGAGAAUUAGGUCUGCCCGGUAGAUAGCCAAAAGGUAUAAUUAGACAAUUAUCCCUUCGUUCUGUAUCUCUCAGAUAUUGCUUGUUCAACCACUAUCUCUACUCUUCCAUCAUUCAUUACAUUGUGACUUCUAGUCCAGCAAAACUGCUGAUCUUCCCUAACCUUCGGCGUGGCAUGUGCCAUCUUUGAUUCCAAUUACCGUUCGUCUCGUUGAGAACACUUGAUUCCUUGAUUGCCUUGUAUUGUGGGAAUCAUGCCACAGACUAGCAUCGAGUCUGUCAUAGACGGAGCUCAACCAACGAAAGAGGCUGUGAGACUCACCUCCCGAGUAUCAUCGAGUACGGACCAUGAUAUUGAGCGACAACCCCUGAGUAGCUACCUCCACGAGCCUUUAUCAGCGGGGAAUAAACUUGUGAAGCUCCCAGACGGUCCUGACUCUGAACACGCGAGUAUUAUGGCAGCCCAAGAUAAAAUAUCUUCUGAGAUAGAGGAUAUAAUGGAAAAAUUUGACGAGUCAUGUGGUGGUGAAAUAUCUCAUCAACUAUCCAAGAAUAUAGCUUAGAGAUGCAACACA
Truncatella angustata is the source of this 718-nucleotide messenger RNA. RefSeq lists its product as uncharacterized. The record is from RefSeq and is a predicted model, not a curated record. The annotation marks the transcript as partial. The transcript has 2 exons. Lineage: Eukaryota; Fungi; Ascomycota; Sordariomycetes; Amphisphaeriales; Sporocadaceae.